Messenger RNA from Arvicanthis niloticus (Nile rat), 5326 nucleotides. The record is from RefSeq and is a predicted model, not a curated record. NCBI's taxonomy places the organism in Eukaryota, Metazoa, Chordata, Mammalia, Rodentia, Muridae.
GGAGAGGUAAGGUUGACUAAGAUGGAGCUCUGUUUUAAGGGCAAAAUCCUUAGAUAUUUCUUGUUUAAUCUUGUCCCAAUCAUUGAAAUAGGGAUGGUGAACUCACCAACAGUAAACUGUGAAUGUGAUAAUUUCAUAUUUCAGUUGUAUCAGUUAAUAGUUAAUAUAAAGCUGUAUAGUUAACUCUCUGAGUUAUCCAGGCUUAAUUGUCUAACUUGGUCUUUAGGAAAUAGCUUUUCUUUUCUUGAGGAAUACUAUUUAUAGCAAAGUUCACAAUUUCUGGUACCUUCGAUUGAAAAACAAAACAAAACAGACUGGCUGUAUUUUUAAAUACUGACCAGUUUUAUCAUGAGGGUCAUACAGUACAACAACUACAUAAAAGAUGGUUAAUAAUAAGUGAUAAGUUAUAGAUCAUUAAUUUAAAAUGAUGAUAGAUUAUAAACAACAGAUAAUAAAUUAUAGAAUAUAGAAUAUAAAGGAUUAGAUAGUAGAUAAUAAAUUGAAGAAUUGAAGAGUAUCCGAGAAGAAGAAAGAUGAACAUUAGCUAAUAUAUGAUAGAGGAGAGAUAUGGGAUAAAGAAAAAGUGAUCUGAUUAUAGACACAGAAUGUAUAAAGUGUAGAAGAGAGAGAAAAGGAUGAUGUAUGUAGAAGAUCUAGAGGAUAGAUGCUAAAUAGAUGGAGAUAGAGACACUGUAGGCAACAUACAGAUGGGACAUAGACACAGGUUAAAGACAGAGAAUAGACAGAUAGAAGAUAGACAUAGGAUAACAAGAAGUAGAUAAUAGAUAGAUAGAAGACAGACAAAAUAGCUACACUCUAGCUUCUAGAGGAUACAUGAUAGAUAAAUAGGAGAUAAACAAAGAAUAUGUAAAGGAAAGAGGAUAAUUAUAUGAAACAGAGACACAGAGGAACUAGAUGUUAAGGAUAGAUGAAAGAGUGAAAAAGGUGGCCAGAGGAUAAAUGAUACAUAGAUUGUAAACAGACACAGGACAGCUAGAGGAUAGAUGGUAGAUACAUGGCAAACAGACACAAGGUUGUUAGGAGACAGAUGAUACAUGAAAGACAGACACAGGAUAGCUAGAGGAUAGAUGAUAGAUAGAACACAAACACAGGAUAGCUAGAGGAUAAAUGAACCAUAGAUGGAAGGAAGGCACGGGAGAGCUAGAGGAUUGAUGAUAGUUGGAAGUCAUAUACAGGAGACUAUUGAAUUGUAGAUAGAUAGAUAGAUAGAUAGAUAGAUAGAUAGAUAGAUAGAUAGAUAUGCAGGCUAGCUAGCAGAUACAUGAACUAUGGAUGGCAUAGAGUCACACUGUAGUUGGAAGAAAGAUAUUGGAUAUAAGGAUGGAAUCCAGGCACAGAAUAGCCAGAGUAUAGUUGAUGGUUUACAGAGUCAGGGUAACUAGAUGAUAGGUGAUAUAUUAAUGGUAUAGACAUACAGGAUAGGGAGAGGAUAGAUGACAUAUAGGUGAUGGAAUACAGGCACAGGAUAGGUAGAUGAUAGAUGAUAGAUGAUACAUAGCUGAAACAUACACACAGAAAAUUUGGAAGAUUGAUGAUAGAUAGGAGAUAAGCAGGGCAGCUAGAAGAUAGAUGGCACAUGGGUAAAAUAUAGACCUAAGGUUGCUAGAGGAUAGUUGGUAGAUCUAUGGAUAAAAGAUAGCUAGAAGAUAAAGAAUAGAGAGAUCAGAGAUUCAGGGUAACUAGAUGAUAAGUGGUGCAUUGAUGGAAUAGAGAUAUCGGAUAGCUAGAGGAUAGAAUAUAGAUAGAUGGAAGAUAGGCAAAAUAUAUCCAGAGAGUAGUUGAUAGAAGACAUGCACAGGAAAGCUAGAUGAUUGAUGAUUGAUAGAUAGAUGAUAGAUAGAUAGAUAGAUAGAUAGAUAGAUCGAUAGAUAGAUAGAUAGAUAGACAUAUUUCUGUUAGUCAAAGGUAUCUAGGUAUAGCCUAGAGACUCAGAUUAGCUACAUGAUAGCUGAUAGGUAGUAUAAUAAAGACAAGAUAGCUAUAGAAUAGAUGGUAGAUGCAGCACAGUGAGAAGACAAAGGAUAGAUAGUAGACAGGAGACCUACCAGGUGGAUAGACACAGGAUAGCUGGAAUGUAGAUAAUUUGAAAGAUAGAAACAGCAUAGUUAGGAUUUCUAGGGAAUAGAUGAUAGUUGGGUAGAAGGCAUAUAGCAGAUUGUUCGGAGGAUAGGCCAUAGACAUAUUGAUGAUAGACAGAGGUGUGUAGAAAGAUAGAUGACUGAUUGGUGGAAGAUAAUAGAGAUAAUGUAGACACAGGAGAACUAUUUGAUAAUUGACAGAUGAAAAUUAAACACAUGAUAGUUAGAGGGAAUAUGAUAGGGAGAGACACAGGCUAUCUAGAACAUAGAUGAUUCAUAGAUGGAACAAGGGCACAUGAUAGCUGGGGUAUAGAUGAUCCAUAAAUGGAAGAUAGACUCAGAAUAGCUGCAGUGUAGGAGAUCCUUUGAUGGGAGAUAGACUCAAGAUAACAACAGGAUACAUGCAAACAAAGACAUAGAUGAUUAUCAGGCAUAGAGCAAGAUAGACAUAAGACAGCUACAGCAAGGAGAUGCUAUAGAUUGUAGAAAGAUGUUUACUUAGUAAAAGAAUGGUCUUAUUUGGUUUUAGAAUCCACCUCUAACCGACUGAAAAAAAUGGAGAGGAAUACACAAAAAAUGAGGAGUGGUGCCUCUAAUCCAUGCCAGAGGAUAACCCAUGAAGAUCUUUGCAAUUUGCUGAAGAGACUUCAGAAACUGAUGAAUAGACUUGGAUAUGGAUCAUCUAGAAAGAGACCCAGAGAACAGAGAACAGCCUGCUAUUGCCUCUCUGUCUUCUCAAAGAGGAAUGUUCAAUGUACAAACAAAUUAUGAACAAAACACAGUUCCUGUUUUUAAUACCUAUGAAGAAUACCAUAAGACGGUUCUUCAGUCAUUUGAAAAUAUUUCAAUUGUACUGAACAUAGAAGGAAAAGUUGUUUUUGUAUCUCAGAAUGUGACACCUCUUCUUGGCUAUCUUCCAGAAGAUAUAAUUGGGACGAGCCUAUUAAAUCUUGUUCAUGAUGAACAAAAGGAUGACAUAUCUGAGAAGAUCAUUCUAAAUCUUCCAUUGGCAAAUAUAGUGGGAAGCAUAAUCGAAUUUUGCUGUUAUAUAAGAAAAGGAAAUGUAGGUCAGAGUGGCCAGGACACAUAUUGUUACAGGACCAUGUACCAAGGGAGAUAUACAUAUGAGUACAUGAAAUUCAUCUUGUACUUACAGGAUUCUUAUGAUGAGUCAUUUGUAUUUUUUGGAAAAUUCGGUCCUAAUAGCAGAAAGAUUUGGUCUUCUGCUCCAAUGCUGUUAUGGGAGGAAAAGUACUAUGUUGUGGGAAACAUUUCUGUUCUACGUACGCCGGAUGAGUCAGCACAACCAGUUAACAUUCAAACAAAUGCUGUAGAUGAUGAUUCCGAUGAUGACAGUACUAUACAACACCAUAGGCUUUGAAAACGCCACCGUAGGAACAAAAUGCAUACAGAUGCUCAGGCUGAAGUUGUGAAUGUGGAGGAGUGUCCUGAAGCAGGAACAGAAGUUGAGAUUGUAGAAGUUCAAGCAGCCACUCAGCGAAUGCCAUUUGAAUUAAUUCAGGUCUGGACACCCUCUCACUCAAGCAUAACCCCAGACUUAAAUGCAGCCACAAGCAUAAGCACUGGCAUGAGGACAAGCACAAGUUCUUCAUCUACAGAUAUUUCAUCAACAACACCAGUAUCAUAUGAUGAAGAUUCUGAAGACAAGAAAGACCCUAAGUUCCAAGAAGUCAUUGUGGGUCAAGAACAAGGACAUCAGAAGGCACCUGAGGCUGCCCCAUCUAUUCCAACCACAGCAUUACAGGCUGUGCACCCAGAAGCUGUGGUAGAACCCACAGUACACACAGAUUUGCAGGUCCACAAUGCUGAGGAUAGAGAACAAGAACAAUGUGAAUAUGAAUUUGCCCAAUGUAUUGAAAUGCUUCAAAACUUAAAAUAUGAACGACCAGGGCAGCAUCAAACCGGGCAAGGACAAGGAUCUUGUGUGCAUCGUUCACGAGAACAGGUGGUGACUGUUAUUGAUGACUUGGGGUCACCCACCAUGGAAUUUUUUGGAAAUGACAAUUCUCAGCAUUCACAAAAUGAGACACAUAGAUGUUGGGAGGAUCCUAUUGAUUGUGCCCCUCCACUUCUGCAUCAUUCAUCAAGAUCAUGCCAGGAAAUGACUGCAUCACAUCAAACAUUGGCAGCCUCAUGUCAAGCAACAUUACCGUCAUGUCAAGCAUCAUUUGUGUCAUGUCCAGCAUCUUUACCAUCAUGUUCAGCAUCUGCACCAUCAUGUAUAGUACCUGUACCGAUACAUAAAGAAUCUGUACCAAUAUGUCAAGUUUCUGCACCAAUAAGUGAAGCAUAUGCACCAUUAAGCCAAACGUAUGCAUCAAAAAUUCAACCAUCUGCACAGUUAUGUCAAGUAUUGGCAGCUUCAUAUCAGGCAUCUGGACUGUUAUGUCAAGCAUCUGUAGUGACCCAUCAAGUAUCUGCACCUCGAUGUCAAUCAUUGGCAGUGUCACAUCAAGCAUCUGCACCACCAUGUCAAGCAUCAGCAACAUCAUGUCAUGCAUCAGUGGUGUCACAACAAGUAUUGGCAGCAUCAUAUCACCAAUCAGCAAUGUCACCUCAUGCUUCUUUUGACCACCGAAGAGAGAACAUUCCAUGCUUUCUGCCCCCCUGGACAAGAUCACUCUGGUUCCUUUUGGGCUGAAGAGGAUACUAAUCCUCAUCCAUGAGGGGAAGAUGAGGCUGAAGACAGGCCUCCACUGUCUGCAUGGGAAAGGGCCAUACAAAAUGGGAGAGUCCCUUGAUGGGAGAGGGUGUGUGGGUUAUACUGCUUUGCUUGCAAAUUAAGUUUGUAGUUAUUUGUAAGCAUAGUCAGUUUAUUGUAAAUAUUGCUGAAGAAGUUGACUGUUACAUCCAACUUGGUGUGUGAUAACAGGUGAUCCCUGGCCCCUGCUUUUUCAACACCACUUUGUGUAUAUGUAUAUCCAGAUGUGCUUUUGUUGUGGCAUGAGCAGUAUGUCAGGGCCCUACGUAUUUUUCUUGAUGAAAUUUAAAAUAACAUAGAAUUGCAACACAGGGAGGAACCUGUUCUAUCAUGCAGUUUUCCCAAAUUCUGAUGCCCUGUUUAUUUUUAUUUUUUUUAUUUCUAUCUCUUUUCUGUAGCCCGGUGCUAUUUGAUAUCCUAUGUUAAAUGGUUAUCCAAUUGUGAGCAACUAAUAUCUGUUCAGAAUAGUGUACAUAUUUACUUAAUAAACACUAUGCUCUACUAC